Molecule: messenger RNA, 3319 nt
Organism: Hordeum vulgare subsp. vulgare (domesticated barley)
Lineage: Eukaryota; Viridiplantae; Streptophyta; Magnoliopsida; Poales; Poaceae
Product: protein BREAST CANCER SUSCEPTIBILITY 1 homolog
Exons: 14
Coding region: 63-3017 (984 amino acids)
Biological process (GO): negative regulation of fatty acid biosynthetic process; positive regulation of transcription by RNA polymerase II; double-strand break repair via homologous recombination
Cellular component (GO): BRCA1-BARD1 complex; BRCA1-A complex; plasma membrane
Molecular function (GO): ubiquitin-protein transferase activity
Source: RefSeq, a predicted model, not a curated record
ACACACCUCACAAAUCCGGAAAUCCCCACACCCGCAGAAGCUCUGGAGACCCAGCGACCGGAAUGGCGGACACGGCCAGCCUCGAGAGGAUGGGACGGGAGCUCAAGUGCCCCAUCUGCCUGAGCCUGCUCAGAUCGGCGGUAUCCGUCACCUGCAAUCACAUCUUCUGCAGCGAUUGCCUCAUGGAGUCGAUGAAGUCCUCCUCCAGCUGCCCCGUGUGCAAGGUCCCGUUCCGCCGAAGAGAAAUACGGCCAGCACCACACAUGGACAAUUUGGUCGGCAUUUUGAAAAGCAUGGAGGCUGCAUCAGGAUGUAAUGUUGUCUCAACCCAGGUGACUUGUCCGGCAGAAGUGGCAGAUGGAUCAAAACAUGCCAACAGUGGGAAAAAGUCUACAGGGUCUAAAAAGUCAGCAGUUCAAAAGAAGGUAUCAUCUGAGAAGAAAGCGAAGAAAACAAAGCCUACUGUGGCUUCUACAUCUGGUCCUACUAAAAAGCCUUCUUUCUCUACGAACAAGAGAAUACAUGUGACACCAUUCCCUGAAUCUGAGACGCCAAUGAGACCUCGGAAGAUUAUGAAGUCUGUAGAGACAAAAGAUAAAUUGAAUGGUGAUGCUCAUGAAGGCAAAGAUAAAGCAUUGGCCUCUAAUACAGUGGGAGAUCUUUCAUUGUCACCGUUUUUUUGGUUAAGGGAAGGAGCGGAUGAAGAAGGUGGCACAGUUGAAACGUUAAGUGAACCACCAUCAUUGGCCACACCCUUGCGUCACAAUGCACCUUGUUUUAGUGACAUUAAAAGUUCUGAUGACGGAACCCCUCCUAACGCGACUCCAAAUAGCAAAGCUGCUGUUCCAGAUGUCUUUGAUAGUGAAAUCUUUGAAUGGUCCCAGAAGCCUUGCUCUCCAGAGCUGCGUUCCACUCCACGCAAAAAGCAGGGUAAAUUUGAGGAUAUGUUAGAUCACAUAACAGAGACAAAUGACGAGGAAGAUAUACAACUUGGUGGUUCAUUUGAUGAGUCAGGUCAUGCAAAUGAUGCAGCUCAGCCUGUCAAUGCUAAAGAAAUGAAUCAGAAUGGGAAGAAGGCAAGAGAUGGGAACAGCAGGAAGACAAAGUUGCUAAAGGUCAUCACAAAAGAAACUGAGGCCAACCAACAAGAUUCGAACAUCACUAAAAGUCUUGCUGCAAAGUCAUGUGAGAAGAACAGCAGUACUAUAGAUAUGAAUACUUCAAGUAGAAGAAACAAGGCUGGUAACAACAUCAAUCUAUUGCCUUGCUCUAAUAAUAACUCAAUGGGGACAUUUCAUCCUCAAGAAAAUACUUUGGAGAUUGAAGUACAUGAUGGACACCUCUUAAAAAGAUCUCAGGAGAAGGAGAACAGUGGUCAACAAAGGAAAUGUGCAAAGAAGCUGGGAACGACAGGGAAGAGUGCAGUUGAGACUACAAAAGGUAACUCUGAGCCAAGAAGUAAGCGAGUUAGAAAAAUGCCUGAUGGUGACAAUGCAGAAAAGAUAAAAGUUAUUGAUGGCUCUAGAGAUGAAACAGAAAUGCCACUACUACACAGCUUCAUGAAAAGUUGCACCCAACACAAACUUUUCGAUGGUAGAAGUAAAAAGAGCAGUAAAAAGAGCAAGCUCAGUGAAGAAAUGAAUGGUCAGAUAGGGCUUGAUAGCAUGAAAUCAAACAUCAGUGCAAAUACUUCAAGCAUUUUACUUGGUAGAUGCCAAAGUAGCGAGGCAUCGUUUAAGAACAAAUGUGCGAAAGGUAUCAAACAAGCAGAUAGUUUAGGAAUGAAAAACUUUGGAAAGCUCCAAGCUUGCACUGGUAAUACUUUCCUGAAGAAAUGUGAUGCCACUGUCUCUAAGGUUUUCUGUGCUUUCUGCCAGUCUGCUGAUAUCACAGAGGAGUCUGGAGAGAUGGUUCACUACCAUAAGGGAAAACAAGUCCCUGCAGAGUUCAGUGGAGGGGCUAAUGUCAUACACUCUCACAAGAACUGCAUGGAGUGGGCUCCAGAUGUCUACUUUGAAGAUGACUCAGUGUUUAAUCUUACACCUGAGUUGACUAGAAGCAAACGGAUCAAAUGUGCUUGCUGUGGAGUUAAAGGUGCAGCGCUUGGAUGCUUUGACAAGAGUUGUCGGAAAAGCUUCCACUUCACAUGUGCUAAAUUGGUCCCGGAAUGUAGAUGGGAUAAUGAAAACUUUGUGAUGCUCUGCCCUUUGCAUCAGUCUUCCAAGUUGCCAAAUGAAGUUUCUGAGCCACAAAAGCAAUCCAAACGGAUAACAGCACCAAAAUGUCCAUCUCAAGUAAGAGCUAGCCAAGCUUGCAGUAAUAACUGGACAUGGCCAUCUGGAUCACCACAGAAGUGGGUUCUCUGCUGUUCAGCUCUUUCUGCUAGUGAGAGGGAAGUUGUAUCAGAAUUUGCAAAAUUAGCUGGCGUGCCUAUUUCCAAGAGCUGGAGCCCCAGCGUUACCCAUGUUGUUGCAUCAACCGACCCUUCUGGUGCUUGCAAGCGUACACUGAAGUUUCUGAUGGCAAUCUUGAACGGCAAAUGGAUCGUCUCCAUCGACUGGGUCAAGGCUUGCAUGGAUCGCAUGGAACCUGCCGAUGAGCAGAAAUUUGAAGUCACCACCGAUGUUCAUGGGGUCAGAGAGGGUCCCAAAUUAGGAAGACAGAGAGCAAUCAACAAGCAACCCAAGCUGUUCAACGGCAUGCAGUUCUACCUCCACGGAGACUACACCUUGUCCUACAGAGGCUUCCUGCAGGACCUCGUGGUCGCGGCAGGCGGCACCGUCCUGCACCGGAGGCCCCUCUCAAGGGACCAGCAGAAGCUGCUCGACGACAGCUCCCCCGUUGUCGUCGUGUACAGCGUUGAGAACCAGGGGAAGGCGAUGCUCGAUGACAAUGACGAUGACCGCUGCAGGCAGGCUGAUGAAGCCCAGGCCCUGGCCUGCGCCUCUGGUGGCAAAGCCGCGAGCAGCGCCUGGAUAAUUGACUCCAUAGCAGCUUGCAAGCUGCAGCCCCUGUGACUGAGCUGGAAGAAGGCCCCUCUCAAUGUUUGCUUCAGCGUUCUCGGUGGGUAAAGUAGUAAGCAGAAAAAUAAAUCCAGGAUGUCACUGAACCCAAGUGCUUAGUUUUUAUUUUUUUGUUUUUGUGCAAGUGCAAGUGCUUAGUUUUAUACCGAGUCAUGUAAAUUAUAAGAGUAACAUUUUGUUUUUUUUUUCUUGUUAAAGAGUUUAACUUAUCAUUCCAUUUAAGAUUUCAUGCUCCACAAGUGCCGUGGUGUGAAUUGUAUCGGCAUUCCGUAUAAAAAGACACUGUUCUUAGAAAA